This is a messenger RNA of Cyclopterus lumpus (lumpfish), 5665 nucleotides long. RefSeq names its product myelin associated glycoprotein (gene mag). The coding region runs from base 356 to 2251 and encodes 631 amino acids. The record is from RefSeq and is a predicted model, not a curated record. Lineage: Eukaryota; Metazoa; Chordata; Actinopteri; Perciformes; Cyclopteridae. The transcript has 12 exons.
AAUCUGCUGACGGAGAGAGAGAGAGAGAGACAGAGGAGAAAGAGGAAGGAAACACGGAGAGAAGACGACUCUCUGAGCUCCUCUCUGGCUUCAGAUCAGCUGAUAAGAAUCUGACGCCUAGGACUCAGCAAGACGAGCGACUCAGGGAGAACAAACGCAGCAGGAAGACGAAGAAGUCAGGAACGAGAGGGAGCAGGCGCCUGGUGCUGAGGCUGGUAUGAGAGAAGAAGGCUGUCAAGCGGUCUGGGUGUGAGUGAACACCCUCUAGUGGAGCUGCUGACAAGCUGUCCUGCAGAGCUGCCUGUUUUAAUAUCAGCAUUUCAAGAGGUCUAUGGUCCAACGUUGAAGAGAGACCAUGUGGUGUUUGGAACUGCUCAUACCACUGCUGUUGAUCAUCAAUGACGGCAGUUGCCAGUGGAACGUUUGGGUACCACGGGACAUCUCGGCCAUGACAAACUCCUGCGUGGUCAUCCCGUGCACCUUCAUGUAUCCGUCUGGCAUCAGGCCGUACCGUGGCACUCACGGUAUCUGGUACUUCGGCCAGCCGUACCCUCAGCUCUUCCCUCCCGUUGUCUUCAAAUCACGCACGGACGUCGUGCACGAGAGCUACAAGGGCCGCACCAAGCUGCUGGGUGACCUGCACCAGAGGAACUGCACUCUGCUCAUCAACAACAUCGGCACAGAGCACUCAGGGAGAUACUACUUUCGUGCUGACCUCGGUGGAGCCAACAUGUAUACGUACCCAGACUUCUCUGAGCUCAAAGUCCUGGAUCAACCCAACAUCGACGUCCCAGAGGAGAUUGUCAGCGAUGAGAGUCUGGAACUGACAUGCUACGCUCCAGACAACUGCCCCGACAUGACUCCAGAGAUCCAGUGGAUGUACACCGACUACCUGCCAGACCCGGAGUUCAGCUCCGACUACCUGGAGGAGAGCAACACAGCGGUACUCUCCAGCACCCUUACCUUCAUACCCAGACCCAUGCACAACGGGCAGCUCCUGGGCUGCAGGGUCUACUACCCCAACACCACACUUGUCUACGAGAGGCUCAUCUCUCUUGACAUCAAGUAUGCUCCACGCUCUGUGUGGGUGAACGUGUCCUCAGAGGUGAUGGAGGGCAGCUCUGUGAUGCUGCACUGCGAGGUGGACAGUAACCCUUCUCCCAGGAUCUCCUGGAUGUUCGGAGACCAGGAGCUGCUGUGGGACACUGCGUCCAACGUCUCCCUCUCCCUGGACGACGUGACGCCUGCGCAGGAGGGAAUCUACACCUGUGUCGGGGACAAUGGCUACGGCCUAAUGAACACUUCACUUUACCUGGCGGUCAAGUACCCUCCCCGCGAGCCUGUGGUGAACGACUCUAUGACGGUACAGGAGGGAUCCUCGCUGGCUCUGCACUGCAGCACCCAGGGCAGCCCAGCCCCAACACUCACCUGGCUGAAGGACGGGGAGCUGGUGGGCACCAUCACCGCUGACGCACUGUCAGUGCUGCAGAUUGCAGAGAUCACACCGCAGGGAGACGGACAGUACCGCUGCCUGGCCGAGAACGAGCAUGGAAGAGCCAGCAGCUCCUUCAACAUCACUGUUGAGUAUGCUCCGGUCCUUCUGGAGGAGUCAAAGUGCACCGUGGUAAGGGAGGGCGUCCAGUGUGUCUGCAUUGCCACAGGAAACCCUGAACCCACCAUCGAGUUCUAUCUGCCCGACCUGAACAUCACCAUCAACGAAACGGAUGGCCGGUACAACUAUUACACACACACAGAUGGACAUACCUCCACGGGUAUGAUAAAGCUGCGGGAGAAAGGCGAGCGGGUAGACAAUGGCGGCCCUGCUGUCAACGUCCACUGCAGCAUCUACAACAUGUACGGAAGAGAAAGCGUACACCUGGAGCUGCAGCAGGAGAAAAAGUACAUGAUGGCAGUUAUAGUUGGCACGAUUGGAGGAGUGGCGGUCAUAGCCUUCAUCAUUGCAGCAGUGAGAUACGUUGGCCACAACAACAAAAAAGAGAAUGGCAACCCUAGGCAGGACGUGGUCCUGGAGAACCCAGCUUUGUACUACAGCGCAGUCAAGAAGGACAAACAAAAUCUGAGGAAGAAAGUGGGAGAAGACGGGGAUUAUCAACCUGUGGGCUCUAUGGCAGGACUGGAGAAGCAAGAGUUGAAUUACGCUGCUCUGGAGUUUAUCGGGGCCAGGCCCAGGGAGGGGGCCUCAGGGAGGGGGGAUGAUGGCAGCAACUACUCGGAAAUCAAAGCCAAAUGAAUCGCAAUCCUUCCCUGAUCCCUCGGCUAUGCGAGAUGCAGUGGCAGCCCCAACACAUGUCCUGUCCCAUAUACUGUGUAAUAACCCCCCAUCCUCUACUGGAUUUCAUCCCGCAUUCGGUGACUCCUUGUUUCUUAUUCCUUCAGAUUUCACAUAUAAUGUUACACUACUCCCCCCUCAUACUGCUCCUUCUCCAUUGGACGCCCCUUCACAUGCCUUCAUUUGGGAAAACUUUUACUUUUUUGGGUCAGAUCACGACCCACUGGACAAUGUCAAAGAAGAAAAAUGUCUAGCCUCAAUUGUAGUACAUGGGCUCUAAAACAUGCAGCGUUAGCCAUCGAUUGUGGUUUUGUUGCUUUCUACAUAUUCUUCCUCGUGAUUGUUGAUGUUAUUGUCAAACGGCAGACGUCUAAGCGCUCACAUCUUUCUCACUAUUUGCUCUACAGCCGUCUCUUAUAACUGUCACUGUGUCUGCUGCCAGUCGAAGCAUCAGGGCAAGGAGUACCGGCGCUUUUUGUUCUCUUAUAUUUAUGUGUGUGUCUAUCAGCAGAGAGCAACUCUCUCUUUCCUUUGGUCAAUUACAUCCCAAAAUGAUAACCCUCUUAGGCGAGAGAUGGAAACGCAUCUCAGCAUCCUGGUACUACAUCAUUGUUUUUUUUAUGUAUGCUGUGUCUGUCUUGACUCAUGUUCUAGUAGUUCUCCCUAAAGCAUGGGUUCUAGUUCUUUAAUUGAUCUGGAAAAUACAGAACAAAAGCACAAAAUAUUUGAGCGCGAGUGGCCAAAGUGUUAUCUCUUUUGGACAAUGUGUGUGUGUAUAGGUGUGCGUGUGUGUGUGUUUGUUCAAAUAGUGCUGAAAUAUCAUAGGACACUGAUCACUGAUCAUCACUGUGGGAAGGUUGAGCAUCACUUCACUUGAGAAGUUGAUGCUUUAUUCUCACAGGGUUGCAUCAGUUGUUUAAAUGACAAACAUGGUUGUGCUAUUCAAAGACAUUUGAUGAACUUGUGAUGUAAUAUCAAAGCGUACUAAUAGUCUAACUUGAUAAUGAUGGUGUCAAUAAUAUUUAUUAAUGAGAUGUAUAUUGAUAGGGAAUGGAUGCCAGUAUGUACAGUAACUACCCUGCAUGACUGUUUUGCUAGCAGGGACACAUAUACAUAUUAAAUUAUGGCUAAAAGCCAGUGUGGGAAGUGAAAACUUGUCAUACAUCAUAGAAAUAGUUUAACUGGACACGGUCUUGAUGAGUUUAGCAAAUAGCAUCAACCUCUAACUAGUGUGCACUAAGUCAAAUCAGAGGCUGUGUUUACAUGCACAGAGUGACCUUCUUAUUAACUGUGAUUGCGGUUGUUUGGAAGUUCUAUACCUGCUACAAUUAGCCAUCUUUUCUAUUAAAACCUAAAAGGGAAUUCCAGCAAUUAAUAUUGCAUGUCCAUUGAAUUAGAUGACUGUAGUAACAAAAAAAGCAGCAGAGGUCAAGAUGUCUUGACUUGAACAACAUAAUAUGGGUCACGUUCCACAGGAACUGGAUCCUAUAUUGCCCAUAAUGCCACAUUAGCAUCUUUUUGAUAGACCCAAACAUAAUGCCCUUUUUUUCAGUUUAUACAAAGUUUCUCUAGAGUGGCACUAUCGAGGGAUAUUAAAGAACAGUUUUCACAGGCUGAGCUGUACUGCCCAUGACCUUACCUGACCUUACCUGAGUCAGUGGGGUUCCCCUUUAAUUUGUUUGCGAAUAGUCUCAACCCACUAAUGAAGCCACCACUAUGCUUCUUCCACCUCUCCCACUUUGCGUCACGUCUGACAGCUCAUACGUCACUGUUUCUCUCAGAGUGCUAAAAAAUAACUCGACAAAUUAAUAAAAUGGACUGCCAUUUUGAAUAAGGCUACAGGAUUGAUUGAUAUUUUGAAUGCCUCAAUUUUCACUUCAAUUAAAUUAUCGAUUUGUAGUGAAAAUGCCAACUGCCAAUCUACUGUGUGCAUUGUAUGUUGGAUUGUUUUAACAAUGUAAAUCAGUAAUACAGUAACAGUAAUAUGUGCAAAAAAAAAUGACCUAGUCAGUUUUCUUUAAAAUACUGAAAGUAAUGGCCAUAAUUCCACUCUUAAGUCAUCUGCUCCAGUCUGUUAAACAUCAAGUAUGCAACAUGUCCUCUGAAUUUCUCCUCCCAGAUGGUGUUAUGCUUUAUGUAUUGACGUUGAUAGGCUUAAGUGGGAGGUACAUUCUAGCUAUAGAUAUGCAAUAAUCUCUUCUCGGAGAUUGAAAAUACUUUUGAUACACAUGCUCUGACUAAGGCUUUCUACAUGUAUGCUAUGAAACAAUGCCGCACUGCGUGGCACUUAUUUAAAAUGAUGGAUUAAGUUAAUCAAGGCAGCAGCGUGUCUCUGUGAGCUGUUUCCAAUAGUACAAAGGAAGAGUACAAAAUACAACAAACACCACAAUAUAAAAACAGAAAUUACACUAUGAGGAGUAUUUCAGUUUAAUCUGUCCACAUGAACCCAAAUAAACCUCUCUGUUAAAACCCCAGUGUUGAUGAAGCCUCAGGUUUGUAUAUGACACAGGGCAAAGAAAGAUGAUGUUAGGAUGUAUCGGAUAACUUUUCUGACAUCAAAACAUACCCGUAAUUCCCUAACCCAAGGGAAGUGAAGGCAUCUCUGUCACUUGUAUUAUAAUUAAACAUUUAUCGUGCAGAUAUACCUGAGCAGGUCUACAAAAUGUGUUAUGUGAUGCAGAAAGAGGUGUAUAUAUGGGGUUUUGAGCGUUUUCUAAACACAGUAACAGGUAAACAAUAUAGUUCUCUGUGCAUGUAAACAAAGCUAUUGUCAACCAGCUAUUCUGACUCAUUAGUUUUAUAUGACAAUGUUCUGUUGACUUAAUGAUGGAAAUGCUGGCUAGCAUUCUUAAAUUGCCUGUAUUCUCAAAGUCAAUAACCAGUUCCUUUCUUUGAAAGCCUCAUGGGGGGUGGGUUAUAUUGUAUUACAUCUUUUUUGUAGAAAUAUCAAAUAUGUGUUCCCUAAUCUUUUGUCAAAGUGUGUGGUAAAGGAAAUGUAUUAUGUCAUAUACUUGGUAAUCAUAAUGAUCAUUAUGGAGAUUUAUUUUCAACAUAUAUGAUUGACACAAUAAUUCAGGUCGGGGUGUUGGACUGUUACCUAAUGACAGUAGGAUUUCUGCAUUGAUGUUGUUUGCUUGCUUUUUUAUUUCAAACACAUCUUUCAUGCUUCAAGCUAAUUCAUCUGUCUUCAGUUCCAUGCAAACAUAAAUAAAAUGAAAACAACACGAACUGGAAAAAGUUUGUUAUUGAUAGAAAACAAACUGAACCGUCUAUUUCUCAUGUUGUCUCUAGCUAUUGUUAGGAAAAGCAACAUUACCAUGAUGCAUCAUGUGUUGUGCUCUUUUUACUUUUUUGUUUAACUUCUUUGGUUAAGUG